Molecule: messenger RNA, 1958 nt
Organism: Ipomoea triloba (trilobed morning glory)
Lineage: Eukaryota; Viridiplantae; Streptophyta; Magnoliopsida; Solanales; Convolvulaceae
Product: plant UBX domain-containing protein 2
Exons: 3
Coding region: 260-1708 (482 amino acids)
Biological process (GO): defense response to fungus
Molecular function (GO): protein binding
Source: RefSeq, a predicted model, not a curated record
CUUGCAACAAAAUUUCUUACAAUUCUUAAAAUUUUGCUUCUUCUCAGUUCUAAAAUGGCCAAAACCCUACCAUUUUCCUUGCUUUCUUAGUCCACUUUCUUUGUUCUUUUCCCUUCCUUUUUGUUUAUACAGAUUCGAAUUCGUUUUCUCAGAAAAUCAGGCACUUUUACUCAUACCCACCACCUAAAAGAUCAGAAAUUUCAUUGAUUUUUUCUUUGGCUUGAAGCAAGACUUGAUUUUGAUCAUUUGUGUUCACGAAAUGGAUGAUGUGAAGGAUAAAUUCAAAGGGUUCAUUAAGAAAGUGAACAAUCAGAUUUCUUCUUCUUCUUCUUCCUCGGGCAAAUUCAAGGGUCAAGGCAGAGUUUUGGGCUCAUCUUCGUCGGGACCCACCCCCAAUUCCAUUUCGAGUUAUUCAAAUCCGAGGCCGAAUCAACCUACGAAUUCUAAACCUGCGGUUCAGCAGUCGAGUAAUUCGGAGCAAAGAGCUGAGAAAAAGCCCGAAAUUCGGGUUGAAUCGGAGGAAAAAAUCCAGGGAAAAUCUGAAAUUCGUGCUGAUCAGGAGGCGAAGGUUGAAGCGAGGAGUGGAUUUGAUCCUUAUGGUUCGUUGAUUACGUCUGGUAAGAGAAACCCUAAUGGUUAUGAGCUGAAUGUGAUCGAAUGCCCUGUAUGUGGAAGAGGGUACGGGUCCGAGGAAGAGGUGUCUGCUCAUGUGGAGAGCUGUUUGAGCUCCGGAGUGAGCAAUGUGAAUGUUUCCAAUGAUUCCGAGAUAAGCGAAAAGGGAAUUGAGGUGAAAACUGAAUUGGAAGCUUGUGUUUCCACUUAUCUUUCUGGGAAGCCCUCAGAAGGGUCUCUCGAAAUCGUGCUUAAGCUGCUGAGGAAUAUCGUGAAGGAACCCGGGAAUGCAAAGUUUAGGAAAGUUAGGAUGGGGAAUCCGAAGAUAAAGGAGGCGAUUGCCGAUGUGGCUGGAGGUGUGGAGCUGUUGGAGUUUGUGGGGUUUGGAUUGAAAGAUGAAGGUGGGGAAAUGUGGGCUGCAAUGGAUGCUCCUUCUGAAGAAGGAAUCGGUUUGAUUAAGAAGGCGGUUUCGUUGCUCGAGCCCCAAAAAGUCGAGAACUUUCAGUCGAAAGCUCCUGCUAAGGCAGAAGAACCAGCUGAACCGAAGAAGAUAGAUAGACAGGUUAGGGUGUUCUUUGCUGUGCCCGAAAGUGUAGCGGCUAAAAUUGAGCUGCCCGAUUCUUUUUUCAACCUGUCACGUGAGGAGUUGAGAAGAGAGGCAGAAAUGAGGAGGAAAAAGCUCGAAGAAUCCCAACUUUUGAUUCCUAAAUCAUACAAGGAAAAGUUGGCAAAAGCUACAAAAAAGAAGUAUACAAAAACUGUCAUCCGUAUUCAAUUUCCAGAUGGAGUGGUACUUCAAGGAGUGUUUUUGCCAUCGGAGCCAACUAGUUCCCUUUAUGAGUUUGUGAGCUCUGCAUUGAAGGAACAAAGCUUGGAGUUUGAACUUCUGCAUCCCGUGCUGAUUAAACGCCGUGUAAUACCAUGUUUCCCUGCAGCGGGAGAGAAAGCCCGAACACUCGAGGAGGAGGAUUUGGUUCCCGCUGCCCUGAUAAAGUGCAAGCCUAUCGAGACUGAUUCUGUUGUCUUCACGGGUCUCUCCAACGAACUGCUUGUGAUCAGUGAACCCCUCGUGAGUGAAAAUGCAGUGGCGCCGUAGUGAGUCGAUCAAAACUCGAUUGAAAAACCGGGUUUUAUUGAAGAAGCUAUAGAGUUUAUUACAAAAAGUACUGAGUGGUUGAAAGGUAUAUGAUCUGAUGACAUGAGGAUGGCAAUCCCUUUAUGAACUUUUAUAGUUGACUUUUCAUACUUUUUCCUUCUUUCAUAAGUUGUUUCAACCAUAGAUCAAAUGUACAGUUUAAUUGCUUGAUGCCUCCUUUUGGAAUCAAAGUGAAACUUUUACUAAAUCA